AUGGCCUUCGAUGCGAACCCACUCGUCUGCCUGCCUCAGGGCAUUCCGUAUACCCCCUAUGCGCCUGCAGGAGUGGGUGUCUCGGUCCCUCUGCCCCUUCCGCCCUCCCCAACUGUCCUCCAUCAGGCAGUCGAUCCCAAGCUGACGACACGUCGAGGGCCCCCUGGGGCCCCUGGUACCCUUCAGAAGCCCCGCUCGCCGGUUCGGGCCACUUCCGUCGUAGCCGAGUACAUCCGACGGAACCUUUGCGAUCCGCAUACGCCACGAGGCCUCCGAGCAGCGGCCCCUACAGGCGAUAUUUCCAGAUUCGCCACACCAGGAACAGCCUCCCGAUCCACUACCCCUUUGCCAUCGAGUUUGAAAGCUCGACCGGCUACUGCCUAUGCAGCUCAGCGGCAGCAUCGGCUCCACCCACGCCCGUUGCAGCGGACGUCUCUCACUGCUGCUUCUCGGACGGCUGCUAGCGGCUUUUCCCCCAAGCGCGGCGCAGACGAUUCGGCUAAGAAGACCCCCCGGACGUCCACUGGAAGGGCCUCUGCCCCCGAUGCCCCCGUCGUGAAGGCCCUCACGGAGGCCCUCACGAGAAACCAACACGAGCUAGAGAAGUUGAACGCAAGCUUGCGGGAGAAGCUGUCAGUUCGGGAGAGGCCAGUGUGUGGACGCCAGAAAGGAGGGGCCUCCCAAGGGGAGACAAAGCCUCGACGUCCCUCCCCCGCAACUCGACGGGCCCGCAGUGAAGAGACUCCUGGCAGCCGAGCUGCAGCCCAUGGACUCCGUGUCACGAGUGUUCGGUGGAUGCCUGGGGCGGCGUUGAGCUCCGGCGCGAAGAGUCUCGCAAAGCCAAAGAGCAGUGCUUCUUUGAGGACCACCCCCAAGGGGGCCUUUCCCCGCUUGCUGGGAAGCGAAGAAAUAACAGAAGCAGAGAGGGCCCGGUUUUUGCUGGCGUUGGAGGAAGUAGAGCGAGAAUUCGGAGAACGGAUAGAAGACUGCGCCUCAGUCCUGCCGUCAGAGCUCUCGCGAGGGCUUAUCAGACUUGCGAGGGACGUGUGGCAGAGGGCGGAAUCAGGUCUGAAAGCUGUGCAGAUGAUGAAGCUUUCACCGAAGGAGCGGGAUGAAUUGCGGCAGUUCAAGGCACACAAGAAGAGAGAGGCUCAUCUACAGGCUGCGCUUACCGAGGCGCGAGCCAACGUGGAGGCCUCGAGGGAUCAUGUUUCUCGGCUAAGGCGCUUGCUACUGCCGUUGCAGCACAGCGUUGCCGCGUACGCGUCUAUUCAACGGGCAAACGUUGUUGCACAGGGGACCCCUUACGUUCCGUAUUCCCCCGCAGUACCAGCGAUUGGAGCGAGCGUGGAUGCUUUGUACAAGGGCGAGCCUCGUGGAGUACAGUUAUUCGACGCUCCCGAGAAUGAAGGGGGCCCCCUAAACCCUUCCCUCUCUGACCCGUACAGCCCAAGGCCCUCUCCACGAUCUGCAGGGCCCCAGGGAGGGACGUUCGUUGGGCCUUCAACAGGUCGGAGGCCAAUUGGGGGGCCCCCAGCAGACUAUGAAAGGCGUUCCCGUGAUAGGCCUGAGACGUUCGCUAGGCCCUCUGUUUCGCCUCAGUCCCUUUCGAGAGCCGCCGACAAGUAUGAGGAACCCCCUGAGCAGCAUUGGGCUGACUCUUUAGCGACCUUUCCCCAUGAUAGGUCUCCGAGCUCCCCCAGCUUCAAUCGUAACGGCAAUGCAUGCGGCAAGGGUCCAGUAGAUGAGCUAUGCCUCCCUGAACGGGGUGAGAGAAGUAAGGAUCCCUCCGCAUUUGCUUCUCCACGGGGUGAUGGCAGCAGCCUUGCUGCGUCAGGUGAGCUCUGA
Messenger RNA from Cyclospora cayetanensis, 1848 nucleotides. RefSeq lists its product as uncharacterized. The record is from RefSeq and is a predicted model, not a curated record. Lineage: Eukaryota; Apicomplexa; Conoidasida; Eucoccidiorida; Eimeriidae. The coding region runs from base 1 to 1848 and encodes 615 amino acids. The transcript has 4 exons.